AUGUCUCGGGGGGAGAGCGCGGUGUUUGCCUAUGAGUCCUCGGUGCACAGCGCCAACGUCCUGCUCAGCCUCGACGACCAGCGCCGGAAGGAUGAGCUGUGUGACGUCACCGUCCUCGUGGAGGGGCGGCCGUUCCGCGCCCACCGCGCCGUGCUGGCCGCCUGCAGCACUUACUUCCACGCGAGGGUCCUGGGCCCGGCCGAGCCGGAGCGUAGCAUUUCUCUCCCAGAAGAGGUGACAGUGAAGGGGUUUGAGCCUUUACUUCAGUUUGCCUACACGGCUAAGCUGCUCCUGAGUCAGGACAAUGUGGACGAAGUGUGCAGGUGUGUGGAGUUCUUAGGCGUCCAUGACAUUGAGGAGUCCUGCUUUCAGUUUCUCAGAUUCAAGUCCUCGGACUCCACUGCCAACCAGCAAGAAUGCCCACGAAAGACCUGCUUCCCCUCCCACUGUCAGAAAACAGGCCUCCAGUUUCCGCUUUUGGACCAGAAGGAUUUAGAAAUUAAUGAGGUGGAGUUGUUUUUGGAAAAUAAAAAUGUUCAGACUCCUCCAUGUAAACUCCGUGGAUAUCAAGGAAAUACAAAACUGUCACCUCCCCUGCAAGACAGUGCCAGUCAGACUUGGGAGUCCAUGUGCUUAGACAAGGGGGCUGCUCUGGCCCUGCCAUCUCUAUGCCCCAAAUACAGAAAGUUCCAGAAAGCAUUUGGGACGGACAAAGUCCGCGCUGUGGAGUCGGGGUUCAAAGACGGUCACACUUCUGCUCCGCCCAGCGAGACGCCUGACAGCGAGUGCCCGGGAGGAGCCCAGGACCACGCAGACCUGCAGGCGGUUUUAAAAUGUGAAGAAAGGAACGCAGCAGCAGAGCCUGCGGACAGCACGGAGGAGCCUGCCUCCCAGUGCCCGCUGGAGCAGACAGCAGCGCCGUUCCUCCACUCCUCUGCGGACCCCCCGGGCCUCUGCUCGCUGUCCCUCCUGCACACCUACGACCAGUAUGGCGACUUGAACUUGGCUGGUAUGCAGCCCACAGCAGUGUUAACCGAAAAGCCGCUGUCAGGCCCAGAUGUCGGAGAAGAGAAGGCGUUGGCUGGAAGCGAGGAUUUACUUUUGAAACCGGACUCCAGCCUCCGGGGAGAGGACGGCCCCCCUCCUGGUGGUCGCAGCAGUGUGGAGCGGGAGGUGGCCGAGCACUUGGCCAAGGGCUUCUGGAGUGACAUCUGCAGCACAGACGCUCCUUGCCAAGUGCAGCUGUCACCUGCGGGGGCCAAAGAUGGGGCAGGACAGAGCCCCUCUCAGAAGCGGUCUGAGUGCCCCUGGUUAGGGAUCAGGAUCAGCGACAGCCCGGAGCCGGGCCAGAGGACAUUUGCAACGUUAAGUUCUGUCAGCUGCCCCUUCAUAAGCACUCUGAGCACCGAGGGCCACGCGAGCAGCUUGGAGGUGGGCGCUGACGGCUACGCCUCGGAGCCCCAGCAGGAACCCUGUCCAUACGCCUGUGUGAUCAGCUUGGGGGACGACUCGGAGACGGACACCGAAGGGGACAGUGAGCCCUGCUCAGCCCGAGAGCAGGAAUGUGAGGUGAAACUGCCGUUCAACGCACAGCGGGUCAUCUCCCUCUCCCGGAACGACUUCCAGUCCUUGCUGAGGACGCACAAGCUGACUCCAGAGCAGCUGGACUGCAUCCACGACAUCCGGAGGAGGAGCAAGAACAGGAUCGCUGCCCAGCGCUGCCGCAAGAGGAAGCUCGACUGCAUACAGAACCUGGAGUCGGAAAUCGAGAAGCUGCAGAGUGAGAAGGAGAGCUUGCUGCGGGAGAGAGACCACAUCCUGUCGACGCUGGGUGAGACCAAGCAGAACCUGACCGGACUUUGCCAGCAAGUCUGUAAAGAGGCGGCUCUGAGCCAGGAACAGAUUCAGAUACUCGCCAAGUACUCGGCCUCAGAAUGCCCACUUUCGUUUUUAAUUUCUGAAAAGGACAAAAGUACUUCUGAUGGUGCUCUUGUGUUCCCACCAAUUCUGAGUUUACCGGAGGGACCUCCCGCUGCACCGCCUGCUGGGGGCCAAAGCUCGUGCUUCCCCGGCGGGAAGGACAGUGGGUCGGGCUGUGUGCCGGCCCAGGAGUCUGGGCACAGCCCCAGGCUGGCCGCGGAGGGCGAGGGGCCCUCGGAGCAGAGCCGGCAGAGUGCAGGCAUCUCCGACUUCUGCCAGCAGAUGACCGACAAAUGCACUACUGACGAGUGA
Messenger RNA from Pipistrellus nathusii (Nathusius's pipistrelle), 2232 nucleotides. NCBI's taxonomy places the organism in Eukaryota, Metazoa, Chordata, Mammalia, Chiroptera, Vespertilionidae. The record is from the annotation of a GenBank genome assembly.